Lycium ferocissimum is the source of this 492-nucleotide messenger RNA. RefSeq lists its product as uncharacterized. Lineage: Eukaryota; Viridiplantae; Streptophyta; Magnoliopsida; Solanales; Solanaceae. The transcript has 2 exons. The record is from RefSeq and is a predicted model, not a curated record. The coding region runs from base 1 to 492 and encodes 163 amino acids.
AUGGAUUCACCCGUGGCCUUGGAUUUUCCAACGGAGAGUAAAGAGAAGCAUGAGCGCCAUUUAAGGAUUGUCUUUUGGUUACUGAGAGAGAAAGACCUUUUUGCCAUAUUUUUGAAAUGUGAGUUCUGGCUUGAUUCAGUGGCAUUAUUGGGCCAUGUGGUGUCAAUGGACGGGAUCAUGGUUGAUCCCAAGAAUAUUGAGGCCGUUAAAGAUUGGGUGAGACCCACUACUGUGACAGAGAUUCAUAGCUUUGUUGGUUUGGCUAGUUACUUCUGUCGGUUCGUGAAAGGGUUUGUUUCAAUUGCUUCUCACCUGACCAGAUUGACUCAGAAGGAAGUUCCUUUCUGGUGGUCCAAUUCUUGUGAAGAGAAAUUCCAAAAAAUUAAGACCUUAUUGACCACGACCUCGAUUUUGGCACUACUCGUGGAGGGUAAGGAUUUCUCCAGUUAUUGUAGUGCGUCCUGUGUUGAUGUGGACACUAUGUUGAUGUAA